CUAUCGCAUGAGGCCAGCGAAUUAUGCGCGGCAGGUAGCCCGCGCGUUUGUGAAUCAUUCUUCAACACGCGCAUUUCAGACAAGAGCACCACUGCGGGCAACUACCCGGGCGAAAAAAUCGUAUGCGGAACUUCCUGACGCGCACUUGCUCCCUGAUGGUACUGUCGCUGUUCCCCUGGACGAGUGGUGGUCGGGAACAAGCCCGCGUGAAGGCAGGGAGUCCUUGCAUUUGAACGAAACCAAACCUGAGGCUGGUCCCAGUAGCCUGGACGCGCAUCCCCCCUCUAGUUCUCCAGUGAAACGGCGAAAGAAGGUCGAAAACGAAUCUCCAGAUACAUCAGCCCCGAAGAGAACUAGGAAGAAGAUCGCCGGGCCCGUUAAUGAUGACGCAUGUUCUCAACCGACCGAAAAACACGCUAUAUCGAAUUCUACGCAACCAGAAUCCACCCCCUCCGGUCGGCGCAAAAUGAAAACAAGCACCGAAGGGAAUGACAGUGUCGAUCCGUCGGAACCCCCCGUCCGGAGAAAGAGGAAGAAGGUGUCAGAGGAUGAACCGGACCCUGAGAUCGUGUCUAAAGUUAGUCUACCCCGAGAAGUGCUUGAUAAUCUGGACCGUUUCCCGCAUUGCAUCCUGUUAACACGGGUCGGCAAAUUCUACGAGUCAUACUUCGAUCAAGCUUACGAGGUCUCCAAGUCACUGAACAUCAAGCUUGCCUUCCGCAAGUGGGGUGGAGGACAGAUUCCUUUCUGCGGGUUUCCGCUGCUGCAUCUGGACAAGUACCUCAAAGUGCUAGUGCAGCAACAGCGCAAGUUCGUUGCGUUGUGCGAGGAAUUUCCACGCUACGGGGCCCAGGGGACCGUCACUUUCGACCGGCGUGUUGCUCGUGUGGUAACACCAGGGACACUGAUUGACGAGUCGUUUCUGAACCAAUACGAGAACAACUUUUUGCUUGCUGUUGGUACGGCUGACGAGCGAGUUGGUCUCGCUUGGAUCGAUGUUUCAACGGGCGAAUUCUACUCGAAAUCAGUAGACAUCAACAAUCUGCGAGAUGAGGCUUCACGCAUCGGACCGCGAGAAAUCGUCCUCAACCGUUCGCUCGAACCGUCGAGGCUGGCCACCAUCAGAGCGCUCCUGAGCGAAGAAGAGUGUUGCGUGUCGUUGAGAGACGUUGGAACCACAGCGGUGCCCAAUGGAUACGAUCUCGAGCAGACUCCCGUGGACGACGUGAUCAGCUCGGAAGAACAGCAUCUCCUCGAUCAUAUGCCGCAGCUUGCGAUGCCUGCUCGCGAGAACUCUGCGGCUCGCAUGCAAAUCGACUCGCAUACCGUCAGGGCACUGGAAAUCCGCGAGAGCAUUCGCGAAGGUGGCGUCACAGGAAGCCUGAUCAGCACAGUCAAGCGGACGGUGACUGGCAGCGGCACACGCUUGCUCAUGCGAUGGCUGUGUUCUCCGAGCACCUCGUUGUCAGAAAUCAACGCCCGUCAGGCUCUGGUUGCUUUCUUUCACCAGCGGGAUCACUUCCGCGCCGAUCUCACCGCUGCAUUAGCAAGUUCGGAAGAUGCCGGGCGGAUCGUGCAGCGCUUCCUGCUCGGCCGAGGCGAUGCCAACGACUUGCACGCGGUCAACUCCACAAUCGGAGUAUGGAGGAAUCUCGCCAGUCGCAUCAUGCAGGAGAGAGAUCAGGAGAUGGCAGAGACGGCCCGUCAGUCGAUGGAGUUCAAGGCCGACGAAUGGGCCAGCAUGGAUGCUCUGAUCGGAAGACUCUGCGAUCUGAGCGAGCUUUCUGCUCGGAUUACCUCUGCGUUGAAGCCGAAGGAGCCCGGGAAUCAAUCCGGAGGUCAGCAUGCAUUUGAAGGAGAUGAUGCCGAGGUCCCCGAGAGCGACGUUACGAAGCCUGCCUGGAAGUUCGGCGCCACUGGAUGGACUAUCAGACCUGAAUUCUCGGAAAAGCUCUUAUCUCUCCACACGACGCUCGAGGACCUGCUCAACCAGAGGGAGCGACUGCAAGCGGACCUGCAGCUCACAUACGAUGCUCCGUCUCUGACCUUGCGAUCAUCGCCAGCGCAUGGGAUGCACGUCCACCUGCUCAAGGCCAAGCGCGAUCGAACCAAGAUCGGUCAAGACCCGGACUUUGUCGGCAUUGCUGAGAGUGGUAGCACGAAAUGCUACUUCUAUCCGAAAUGGGCACAGCUCGGCGGGCAGAUCGUGGAGACGACGAAUGCUCUGCUCGUAGCUGAAAAAGAAGCGUUUGAAUCGCUGCGGGCCGAGGUCAACAGCCACACAGCGCAACUGCGGCGCAACGCGCGUGUCCUUGACGAGCUUGAUGUCACACUCGCGUUUGCCAGUCUCGCGAAAGAGAUGAACUUCGUGCGACCUGAUCUCAGUGCCGAGCCGGAAUACACUGUGGUGAAUGGACGGCAUCCGACUGUCGAGCUGGGCCUGUUGACGAGUGGCCGUGUAUUCACCCCAAACUCGGUCGAGCUGACAUCCACUUCACGGCUGCAUAUAAUCACAGGGCCGAACAUGGCCGGGAAAUCGACUCUCCUGCGCCAAACAGCGCUGAUCGCGAUCUUGGCGCAAACCGGCUCGUUCGUUCCCGCGGACGCAGCGACCGUGGGCAUCGUCGACAAGCUGUUUUCGCGGGUCGGGGCCAAGGACGAUCUGUUCCACGACCGGAGCACGUUCAUGGUCGAGAUGCUGGAGACGGCGGAGAUUCUCUCGCGCGCCACGCCGCAGAGUCUGGUGAUCAUGGACGAAGUGGGCCGAGGGACGACAGUCACUGACGGGCUUGCUAUUGCGUUUGCGACUGUGCACCAUCUGCUUAAAACGAACCAGUGCCGGGCGCUGUUUGCGACCCACUUCCACGAACUGGCUGACAUGCUCGGGUACGCUUCGGCCGAUCCCGCGUUUGAGGGCGUAGAUUUCUUCUGCACACAGGAUGACCAUUUCGCGUACUCGUAUCGCCUGCAGCCUGGCGUGAACCGCAACAGUCACGGGAUCAAAGUAGCUCAGCUCGCUGGCAUGCCUCAACCGGCCAUUGCCGUCGCUCAAAAGUGUCUGGCCAGUUUGCACGACAGGUCGACCCGGAAUGCAUCGGAUCCGUCCGAACUGAGAUCAUUGGGCCUGGCUUUGCUCUCGCCAUCCACUUGA
Molecule: messenger RNA, 3151 nt
Organism: Mycena citricolor
Lineage: Eukaryota; Fungi; Basidiomycota; Agaricomycetes; Agaricales; Mycenaceae
Source: the annotation of a GenBank genome assembly